AUGUUAACGCCCGUGUUCGUUUGCACGCAAGAUGACUCCUUCGUCAUUGUAGCGAUCACUCUCUCCGCUAUGUGCAAAGUGAUGGGAGCAGCAUUUGAUAUCACCAGACUCCAGUUUACGUUUCAUUGCGCACCAUAUUACCUACGGUUGAAGUUUGACCAACCCAUUGCAGAAGGACGCGGGGAACGGGCAACAUUUGACAUUGCCUCAUCCCUUUUAACCGUGUACAUACCGAAGGAAAACCGUGGUGAGGUUUUUACAAACCUUGACAAUCCUGCGUAUCUUAUUGCAACGGAUAUGGAGCGGAGGCGGCUCGUGCAGCUUGUGGGAGGCGUUUGCUCCGCCGUGCGAGCUGAGAAUGAAGCGGCUAAUGAAGAAGAAAGAGAGUGUGGAGAUGAUGAGGGAGAAGACACUGAGUUCCGACAGAGACUUCAAGCACCGCGUGGGCACACCAUUGAUUUGAAGGAGGGCUUCGGCGAUUACGGCUUCGCGGCCAGUUUCCACGGCACGUUCGCUGCGCUUGAUGCCGAUGUAGUGGCUGACAUUCUUGAUCUGCCGUGCAACCCGGAUGAAACGACAGGGGAGCAGCGGCGGCAGCUCCGCACCCAGCGGGAACAGGAGGAUUUUGACGAGGAUGCGGUUCUUCUAAGUUUUGAGGACGCUGAAGGUGAUGUUGAGUGCCUGCUGCGUUAUGUGCCCCAGCACCAGAGGGACUACAUGAAUGCCCUUGAUGCAGAAGGCAUUCGUUACGUCCGACCAGCAACGGCGAUGGAAACAGUUUGUUGCCCCGUGACUAGUGAUAACAGCGGCGACAAUGGUAGCGUCUGUGUUAACCGUUCCGAUACGCUGGAGGAGGAGGAUGUUGUGCUUCCGGACGGCAGUGGUUUGGUAAAUAUAUGGACCGGUAACAUCGCGGACUUUAAGCGGCCACUCAUUGAAGAGGUGCAACCGACGGAGCCGAGCACGGAAGAUCACGAAGCUGCCCAUGCAGCUGCUUCCAGCGUCCCAGACACGAGUGGAGAGAAUUCCACCAUGAGUUCCAAGUGCCUCGCAGUUCCGCAGCGGCGCCCGUGCGCAAACUUUACAACGGAAGAGCAAGCUGUGCUCCUGCGAAUAACCGCGCCACGGUUGCUGUUUCCCCCCGUUGGUAGUGCAGUUAACGCGUUAACUUUGGACAUUCUCUUGGCUGAAGCGUACGACGAUAUUGUAACAGAGGGAGCGGGCUGUAGCGAAUCACUAUGGAAUGUGUGCAAGUUAAGUCCAGCUCUUUCUUGGCUUGACUCCCCCAAUACCGUCUACGAUGCCUGUCUAGCCUUCGCCCGUCGCGUCCUUGUUUACCCGCUGCACCGUAAUUUCGCACUUGUGCAGCGUGCAUUUUCAUUGGUUGGCAUCCGUUUGCUCUUAGGGAAGUCUUAUGUCAUCAAAGCGCUUUUGCGUGUACGUGACAUUCUCGCCCACGCCGAGCACCGCCAUGUUCUCGUGACACUGUUCAUGUCCCCGCUUAUUGGGUAUUGGAUGAAUGUUCAAGAUGUUGACAAGCGACUAGCGCAGCUGGCACUCGAAAUGCAUGGACAUGUCACUCGCACCGCACCCGAGUGGGAAACAGUCCCUCCAACACCUCAUACGGCACUUCUUCUGCAGCAGAGGCGUCAAAUGUUUCCUUUGCACGUUCUCAACUUAGGCCUCCCAAUUUCGUGA
This is a messenger RNA of Trypanosoma brucei brucei TREU927, 1698 nucleotides long. RefSeq lists its product as hypothetical. Gene Ontology annotation, biological process: box H/ACA snoRNP assembly. Gene Ontology annotation, cellular component: cytoplasm; nucleoplasm. The transcript has a single exon. Bases 1 to 1698 code for a protein of 565 amino acids. NCBI's taxonomy places the organism in Eukaryota, Euglenozoa, Kinetoplastea, Trypanosomatida, Trypanosomatidae. The record is from RefSeq and is a predicted model, not a curated record.